This is a messenger RNA of Triticum aestivum (bread wheat), 1648 nucleotides long. Its product is annotated as desmethyl-deoxy-podophyllotoxin synthase. The coding region runs from base 36 to 1541 and encodes 501 amino acids. The transcript is spliced from 2 exons. The record is from RefSeq and is a predicted model, not a curated record. Gene Ontology annotation, molecular function: monooxygenase activity; iron ion binding; oxidoreductase activity, acting on paired donors, with incorporation or reduction of molecular oxygen. Lineage: Eukaryota; Viridiplantae; Streptophyta; Magnoliopsida; Poales; Poaceae.
CAUUGCCAAGCGACCGCACUGCCAAGCUGCUUACGAUGGAGGUGCUAAGCGUGUGCUUUGUGGUCGUUGCUACACUGUCCGCCACUUGGCUUCUCAAGCUCGCUGCACUUUCUUGUAAUAGUAUCAAGGCCAAGAAGCGGAUGGUGCUGCCUCCCGGGCCAUGGACUCUCCCGAUUAUCGGGAGCCUCCACCAUGUCAUCAGCCUUCUCCCGCAUCGCACGAUGAUGGAGCUUUCUCGCCGACACGGGCCGGUGAUGCUUUUGAGGCUAGGUGAGGUACCCACCGUAGUAGUUUCCAGCGCCAAGGCGGCGGCGCAGGUGAUGAAGACUAAUGAUCUCGUGUUCGCGAGCCGGCCAUUAAGCCCAACACAGGACAUCAUAAGCUGCGGCGGAAAGGGCAUCGCCUUAGCACCCUACGGUGACCACUGGCGUCAGAUGCGGAAGGUGUGCAUCCUGGAGCUCCUCAGCUCCAAGCAGGUGAACCGCAUGGAGGGCAUCAGGGCUGAGGAGGUGGGUAAUCUCCUCCGCACCGUCGCCGCCGCGCCGGCGGCCGACCCAGUCAACCUCAGCAAGAAGGUGUCGGCCCUCAGCAACAACAUCGUGUGUCGGGCUGUGUUCGGUAGCAGGUGCACGCGACAGGGUGAGUACCUCCGCGAGCACGACAAGAUCCUCGCGCUGCUUAGCGGUUUCUGCCUCGCCGACCUCUUCCCGUCGUCGCGGUUGGUGCGGUGGCUGAGUAAUGGUGAGAGACGCAUGAAGAGAAGCCACGACCGUAUCCAUCUCAUCAUUGCCGACAUUGUCGAGAGGCGCAAGGCGGUGCGAGCUUCCGGCGACGUUGUCUGCAGCACCGACUAUGAUCUGCUGGACGUGCUGCUCAGGCUGCAGGAAGAGGACUCCCUGGCAUUCCCCAUAAACAUGGAGACUAUAAGCCUCGUUAUCUUUGAAAUGUUUGGUGCUGCCACUGAGACCACAGCAGCCACUUUGGAGUGGGCUAUGUCGGAGCUCGUGGCAAACCAUGAUACUAUGGCCAAGGCACAGUUAGAGGUGCGUGAGCUGCUAGGUGAAGACCGAGCGGUCAUCACCAAUACAAACCUCGGCGAACUCCACUACUUGCAUAUGGUAAUUAAGGAGGUCCUCCGGAUGCAUCCUCCUCUUCCCCUGCUCCUCCCUAGAGAGACCAGAGAGGACAUGCCCAAAGGCACAAAUCUCUUUGUAAAUGCAUAUGCAAUUUCUCGAGAUCCUGAAUAUUGGGAUGACCCCGAAGAGUUUAAGCCAAGCAGGUUUGAAAACAAAAACGUGGAUUAUCAAGGGACAAACUUUGAAUUCACCCCCUUCGGGGCUGGGCGACGGCAGUGUCCCGGGAUGCUGUUCGGCACAUCGACUGUGGAGAUUGUAUUGGCAAAUCUUCUCUAUCACUUUGACUGGGUGCUUCCUAACGGGGCAGGCGCAGAGUCACUAGACAUGACCGAGAAGUCCGGGAUAAUUGUGCGUCGAAUGUCUGCCCUGCAGCUUAUGGCUAUUCCACAUGCAUGUAACCUCUAGUGCCAAGUAAGCUAGGACAGUACCGGUGCGCUGUUACCAAACAGUAAUAAGAUGUUUCAGAGGCUCUGUUCAAAAUCUCAUUAUAUUUAUUAUUCCUCUUGCUCCUA